AUGUUGUCUCAAGUUCCAACGGAAGAUGCCUGUUUAAGCUGCGGGGCAUGUUGUGCCUUUUUUAGAGUCUCAUUUUACUGGGCUGAAGGCAUCUCCAUGCCUGAACAUUACACAGAGCCAGUGACGGCUGUGUAUUCAUGUAUGGCUGGAACCAAUCAAGCCAGCCCACGCUGUAUCGCACUGCAAGGUACCAUUGGUGAGCACGUUAGUUGUGGGAUGUAUGAACAGCGUAGCUCUUCAUGUAAAGAAGUUCAAAUCGCUGAUGAUCAAUGCAACAAAGCGCGACGUGCGCACAAUAUGAUUCCAUUUGUGCAAUUGGAGGCGAGCAUUCCAGUCAAUGAUGAAGGUUUUGAUCAACGCACGGAAAUUACCACAGCAAUGGAUACGGUGACUGAAUCACGUAUGGCGAUUGCGAUGGCGCAAAACGGUGGUAUUGGUAUUUUGCACAAGAACAUGGAUAUUGCUGCACAAGCUGCGGAAGUCCGUCGU
Notodromas monacha is the source of this 489-nucleotide messenger RNA. The record is from the annotation of a GenBank genome assembly. Lineage: Eukaryota; Metazoa; Arthropoda; Ostracoda; Podocopida; Cyprididae.